Messenger RNA from Mycena citricolor, 976 nucleotides. The record is from the annotation of a GenBank genome assembly. NCBI's taxonomy places the organism in Eukaryota, Fungi, Basidiomycota, Agaricomycetes, Agaricales, Mycenaceae.
AGAGAGAUUACAGUAUCUCAACGUGCGAGACGGCCCUGUGGUCGCGGAACCGGCAGAACGAUUACUCGUUGGGUGGCCCCCCUCCCGCCCUGCGCAUUAGGUAAGCUCCCGACCUUUCGAAGCGGAGAUGAAUGCCUCGUUGCGCGGGCCCGGUGGAGCCCAGCGAAAACUCGUGGAUCGAGUCUAGAUGCCAAGGCACCCCCCAAGCACAGCUGUGCGUGCUAAAAGGUGCGCACGGUGGCCCAAUUAGUCAAGCCCACCGGCGUUUCGGCGUCGGACCCAUCGGAUCCCGGCGAUGGCAGUGACAUCAGCGGUGUAUCUGGGGUGCUUGCGUGCAACUGCCAAGGAUAAGAUAACACGAAUGUAUAGAAAGGGACAUGUGGCACCUACGCUACUGAAAACGACAAAAUCCGCUCAAGCCGCCAGAUUGUGCAGCUCCCCGACCAACCGGGCCUUGGCUGGGGCAGAUUUCCUUCCUUCAAGAAGGCUACCACCUCCCCCACCGUCUUGGCUUGUUAGCACGCCGCUCCGCUCAAAGUUUGGGGGCAGGAUCGUCUACGGUAUUUUACGUUGUGAACACGUUCGCGACUCCGUCUGCGAAGGCCGUGCAGUGGCGGAGGUGACUUGGGCAAGAGUCUGGUAUAGCAGCGGUACGACAUACAGCUCGUUCUCGACUGGCGAAGUCCACCCUCCAGAAACACCCCGGCCAUACCAAUAACCAAGCACAGAACAGCGCCGCUCAGGCAUUCGCACCAUGUUCAAGGCAGAGGGUGAACAGAACUCGACUGGGCAGUCGAUCGGGAGGGCCAAGGUCUCGGUGGCUACGAGCAUGAUUUCUGUAGCGUGAUUUCCAGCGAGCGUCCCAACGCGACUGAGUCAGAGGAAUAUCUCAGUAACGACAUCCAGCGAGAGACUAUCAUUAAUUAGACGAUGUUGAAUAAUAACUGCGACUCCUGUAUCAGCAAGGGCAGGAAUU